This is a messenger RNA of Maylandia zebra (zebra mbuna), 733 nucleotides long. RefSeq names its product transmembrane protein 167A (gene tmem167a). The record is from RefSeq and is a predicted model, not a curated record. Lineage: Eukaryota; Metazoa; Chordata; Actinopteri; Cichliformes; Cichlidae.
GCAGUGCGUCCUUACGUCACGCAAACCGUGCUUCGCUUUCGUUACGUAAGUUCCAGGGAGGCGGAAGUGUGAUGUGGCUUUGAUUCCCAUUUACAAAAAUGUCAGCCAUUUUCAACUUCCAGUCACUGCUAACUGUGAUUCUCCUCCUGAUCUGUACCUGUGCCUACAUCAGAGCAAUGGCCCCCAGCCUGCUGGACAAGAAUAAGACUGGGCUUCUAGGAAUUUUUUGGAAGUGUGCCAGAAUAGGUGAGCGGAAGAGUCCGUGGGUGGCCUGCUGCUGUGUCAUCAUGGCUUUUAGUAUACUGUUCCUACAGUAGCAAUCUAAAGAAACCCACUAAUGGAAACAUUGGAGAAAUGGAGAGACACGAAGACAUGGACAGGAUGAUCCUAGAAGCACAAUAAGACCUCCUUUGCUUAUCAGUUAGAUAAUGUAAAAAGAGAGACCUGACAUCACGUACUGAGUCACGGAGAGCCCGUGUAUGGAGGAGGGGGUUAGCUGAUAGCAUUUGUGUGAAUCCCUCCACAGACUUCCAGGUCUGUACGUUUAAGUGUGUGUGUGGGAGGAACAAGUGUACCGCUUUUCUGUUAUCUGCUAUUUGUGGGAUCAAAUGAUACAGUUUGUCUAAACAUUUCAAACAGAUUUUUUCCAUCAUUUUGUGUCACUAUAAGGAGCUGAUUAAUCUGUUUGAAAUUCUUCACAAAGAGGACCCCAAUAAAUGUUUAAUCUGUUUAC